CGGAAGCGCGCGUCCUUCCUCACCGCCCCUUCCGGCUCACUUCCGCCUACCCCGCCCGGGCUGCCAGGCCGGAAGCCCAGCGCUCUAACCCGUUCCUGCUCUUCAUCUGGGUUGAAACUCGGGGGCCGCCAAGAUGCCGGCUUACCACUCUUCUCUCAUGGACCCCGACACCAAGCUGAUUGGAAACAUGGCACUGUUGCCUAUCAGAAGUCAGUUCAAAGGACCCGCCCCUAGAGAGACAAAAGAUACAGAUAUUGUGGAUGAAGCUAUCUAUUACUUCAAGGCCAAUGUCUUCUUCAAAAACUAUGAAAUUAAGAAUGAAGCUGAUAGGACCUUGAUAUAUAUAACUCUCUACAUUUCUGAGUGUCUGAAGAAACUCCAAAAGUGCAAUUCCAAAAGCCAAGGCGAGAAAGAAAUGUAUACGUUGGGAAUCACUAAUUUUCCCAUCCCUGGAGAGCCUGGUUUUCCACUUAACGCAAUUUAUGCCAAACCUGCAAAUAAACAGGAAGAUGAAGUGAUGAGGGCCUAUUUACAGCAGCUAAGGCAAGAGACUGGGCUGAGACUGUGUGAGAAAGUUUUUGACCCUCAGAAUGAUAAACCUAGCAAGUGGUGGACUUGCUUUGUGAAGAGACAAUUCAUGAACAAGAGUCUUUCAGGACCUGGACAGUAAAGGGAGCCUGGGCAGACGCUGUUUCCGCAGCCAUGGGCAGCAUUUUACAGCAAGACGCACACAGUUCUUUGCCUUUAUUUCAUAAAGUUUUAUACAGAAGAGAGAAGAGAGCAUGUCUUUACUUGAAAAGCUCUUUAUCGAGAAUUUGGGUGAGGGGGGGAGAAUGAGUUCUCGAAGGGUGAUUUGAAGUGUUCUGCAGUAGUAAGCAGUGCUUAAGUAAGAAUAAAGAAAUUUCUAACAUUU
Molecule: messenger RNA, 913 nt
Organism: Rhinolophus ferrumequinum (greater horseshoe bat)
Lineage: Eukaryota; Metazoa; Chordata; Mammalia; Chiroptera; Rhinolophidae
Gene: ARPC3
Product: actin related protein 2/3 complex subunit 3
Exons: 7
Coding region: 134-670 (178 amino acids)
Biological process (GO): regulation of actin filament polymerization; Arp2/3 complex-mediated actin nucleation
Cellular component (GO): Arp2/3 protein complex; cytoskeleton
Molecular function (GO): actin filament binding
Source: RefSeq, a predicted model, not a curated record